AUGGCGGCGGGCCGGAUCGCCCUUGCCGCAGCAGGCCACUGCGGCCUGCUUUGGGCACUGAGCGUACCGAUGUUUGGUCCGGCCCCCGCCACGCCACAACGGCCGCCGGACCUCGCGGAUUGCGGCGUGCCCUACCUCAAAACUCUGCCCACCAGGGACGAGCAGCUUCACAAGCUGCGCACCACGCUGGAGUUCGACAUUCUGGUGCUGGGCGGAGGUGCCAUCGCCUGUGGCGUGGCACUUGACGCAGCCACCAGGGGGCUUCGCGUGGCGCUGUGCGACGUCGAGGACUUCGGCGCCGGUGCCAGCACGCGUGGCAGCAAGCUCCUGCCAGCGACUGCACGUGGUUACAGUGAGCCGUUGGUGCCGUUCCACCUGAAGUUGUUCAAGGGCAACCAUCAGGCCAUAGAAGAACGCAUGGCUAUCUACAACUCUGCGCCUCACCUGUGUCACUCGGUGCCUGUGGUGAUGCCGCUCUACGAUUGGCGCAAGGCCCUCUCGGUUUGGUUUUACUUCAAAACUCACUGGUACGUCUUCAGCAAACUGAGCCUCAACGAGACUUACUGGCUCAGCAGCGUCAAGCGAGUGAAAAAUCGGUGUAUCAACCAGACGCAGGAGUUGCUGCCGCUUCUGCGCAAGGACAAGCUCGUAGGGUCCGUGGUUUUCCACGAAGCCACCAUCGACGACAUUCGCAUGAAUGUGGCACUGGCGCUGACUGCCGCACGUUAUGGCGUUGUAAUAGCGAACCACGUGGGAUGCUACCGCUUUCUCAAGGACAAAGCCGGCCGCCUGCGCGGUGUCGUUCUGCACAAUACGCUGACCGGCGAGAAGUGGCCCGUGCGCGCCAAGUGUGUGAUCAACGCAACGGGACAAAGUGCCGACUUCCUCCGGCAGGCAGACAAUCAGGCGUGCAACGCGAUCGGAAACCCAGUGGUGAGCACGUACAUGGUCCUUCCGUGGCACUUUGGCAACAAGACGACCGCCAUCCUGACGACGAGUGACGACGAGACAAGGAUCGCCAUGCCUUACCAGGGCCAGUGCCUGGUCUCGGGCUCGCACAAGAAGCUCGACUUCACUUACACGGGGAAACCGACGCACGAGGCUGUCAGCAAGCUUCUGCGCGAAUGGAACGAGCAGCUGGACAUGCACACGGUGUCCGCGAGGCUGAACGAGGUUCUGUCCACGUGGACUUCGGUUGUUUCGGUGCAAGAGAGCGCGACGGGCCGUGAGAAGCCGGUAGUCGAAGUGAGCCAGAGCGGCAUGGUCUCUUGCACGGGUGGAGCCUGGACUUGGUACCGGCUCCUGGCCGAGCGCGUCGUCGACACGGCGUUGGCGAACUGCGAGGAGCUGCAGCCCUCUCUGCCGUGUUCCACCAAGACCAUCAAGUUGGAAGGGGCCGCCAAUUGGUCGCCAGCGCUGUACGUCAAGCUCCUGCAGAAGUACCGCCUCGAAGCGGACGUGGCCAAGCACCUGGUGGACUACUACGGCGACCAGGCGCAGCUACUGGCGCGCAUGGCAGCGAAUUCGCGCAAGAGCACACGCUCGGUCAAUCCAGGAAACAGGCUGCUACCUCGACUGUCUUUCAUUGAGGCCGAGGUGCGGCACGCUGUGCGCCAAGAGUACGCGUGCACGGCGGUUGAUGUGCUUGCUCGGCGUUUGGGCGUGACGUACGCGGACGCCUACGCGGCGGAGUGCAUGCUGCCGCGCGUCCUGGACAUCAUGGCGGCUGAGCUGGGCUGGACGCCGGCGGAGCGCGAGCGCCAGAUGCAGCAGGCGACGCACUUCCUGGAAGAAGACAUGGGUCUAGACCUGUGCCGACCACACAGACACGCGCCCGAGCUCCGGCUGGACCCCAACGAGUUUGCGCGACUCGUGCGCCUCUUCCAAUACCUCGACCAGGCACAGAAUGGCGCGGUGUCACUGCGGCGCCUGCGACCGCACAUCCUGAAGGAGCAGUUCCGGCACGAGUCGUGGCUUCGCGUUAUGUCGCGCCGAAUAGUGGACAUCGCCAUCGCCCCCGACUCUGAGGCCUACCUGCACAACGACUACUACGUGCCGCCGCUGUACAGGCCCUCGGUCGACAGUGGAUCCACCAGGGGCACCGAGGCCUUUACUGAGAAGGUGGAGGCACUGUCUAAGGCGCUGCAGCUGAACCAACAAACGCUGUCCGAGAUCCUGGACGAAAUGGAGAGCGCGACGAGCGGCAGCAUGGAGCUGGGCGACUUCCUGCUCUUCAUGAACAACCUCAAGGUGUGCCUGCACGCCCAGCUCAGGGCCUCCAAGAAGGACCCGAACAUCCCCGAGCUCGUAGAGCUGCGCGGCAGCGAUGUCUACACGUCGCUGCCCAACGCUCCGAAAGUCUACACCAUGUAG
Molecule: messenger RNA, 2373 nt
Organism: Rhipicephalus microplus (southern cattle tick)
Lineage: Eukaryota; Metazoa; Arthropoda; Arachnida; Ixodida; Ixodidae
Product: glycerol-3-phosphate dehydrogenase, mitochondrial
Biological process (GO): glycerol-3-phosphate metabolic process
Cellular component (GO): mitochondrion
Molecular function (GO): glycerol-3-phosphate dehydrogenase (quinone) activity
Source: RefSeq, a predicted model, not a curated record